AUGGGCAACCUGCAUCCCCGUGCCGCGCGCUCCAGUAACACUGGUCCCGGCGCCGGUCCCUGCAUCUGGGUCGCCGGCGCGGACCAAACCUCGGCCUCAAACCUUGCCCUCUUCAUCGCAGGGCGGUGUGGCGGGCCUGCGGCGAAUGCGAUCGGAAGCAAAAUCGCCGCCCACAGCAGCUUUCGUGGCGAAGUCUCGUGGAGCGACACCGCGCCCUGCGUUAAGCUGGUCUGCCUGGCGGGGAGCCUUCUCGUCUACCGCGACUGGCAUGAGUACGCGCCGUGCGCAGGCCUGAUCUACGUGCACUCCGUCGCUCUUGAAACAGCGCUUCGUGACGAGGAGACGAAGCAACAGCGGGAAAAUUUCAGGCUGGAUAUGGAGCGGUACCUACCGUGGCUGCUGGGAGAGGAGGGCGUGGAGGGAGGAACAAGCGUUGGAGCCGUCGAGAGGCUGGAAAAGCUGAACCAGUCCCCUGACCUACCGGUACUCGUUUUCGUGUUGCUGCCUCCGGGUGAGCAACCGCAAUACCGUGCUGAAGCUAACACAUCACCAUCGACCGCGUCCGCGCUUUUGCCUGAAGCGACCAAAGAAGCGCUGGCCAAGGGGGGCAGGCCGUGGAAAGCAUUUUCGUUUCGGUCAGGUCGACGUCCUUCAACAGCGGAUCCACAAGAGCAAUCAUCUUCUGUAGACGACGAGAACCUAGACGCUGAAAUUCGCGAAACUGUUAUCAGUGGUGUAGAUUGGCUCUGUAGCAAGAUCAAACGGUAGACGGUCACUGUUGGAUAGCAACCAAGAGAAGCAAUGCUGCGAUUCCUC
Molecule: messenger RNA, 816 nt
Organism: Amoebophrya sp. A120
Lineage: Eukaryota; Dinophyceae; Syndiniales; Amoebophryaceae
Source: the annotation of a GenBank genome assembly